Molecule: messenger RNA, 1581 nt
Organism: Rosa rugosa (rugosa rose)
Lineage: Eukaryota; Viridiplantae; Streptophyta; Magnoliopsida; Rosales; Rosaceae
Product: probable L-ascorbate peroxidase 6, chloroplastic/mitochondrial
Exons: 11
Coding region: 28-1224 (398 amino acids)
Biological process (GO): response to reactive oxygen species; cellular response to oxidative stress; hydrogen peroxide catabolic process
Molecular function (GO): peroxidase activity; heme binding
Source: RefSeq, a predicted model, not a curated record
ACGCCGCAGCGAAUCGUGUGAACCAAAAUGGCACACCAUCACAGUCUUCUCUCCCCAUCACUCCCAACAACUCCAACAACAUCCCACUCCCAAAUUCACACUUCCCUUUCUUCAACUCCAGCCAUGGCCUCCGUCGCUCUCGGCGGCGCCGCCGCUACAUCUACUCGCUGCCUCCUCCCCUCCGCCAGAGCCUCCCUCUCUCUGUCUCGCUUUUCUCCUUCGUCUCUCAAAUGCCGAGGCCUCGGCUCUUCUCCGCUCAUCUCUCACCUCUUCCUCAGCCGCAAAGCCUCGCCGAUGGCGUGCUCCUCCAGCCGCGGCUUCGCCGCAGCUCCGAAAUGCGCGGCUUCCGAUCCCGAGCAGCUCAAGCUUGCGAAGGAGGACAUCAAGGAGCUCCUCAAGACUAAGUUCUGCCAUCCAAUUCUGGUUCGGCUGGGAUGGCACGAUUCUGGAACUUACAACAAGAACAUUGAGGAGUGGCCGCAGAGUGGCGGAGCUAAUGGGAGCUUGAGGUUUGAGCUUGAGCUUAAGCACGCCGCUAAUGCAGGUCUUGUGAAUGCUUUGAAGCUUAUUCAGCCUAUCAAAGACAAGUACUCUGGUGUCACAUACGCAGACUUGUUCCAAUUGGCUAGUGCUAGCGCUGUGGAGGAUGCUGGGGGCCCAAAGAUUCCUAUGAAGUAUGGGAGAGUUGAUGUUUCAGCACCAGAGCAGUGCCCAGAAGAAGGAAGGCUUCCUGAUGCCGGCCCCCCUUCACCUGCUGAUCAUCUACGUGAGGUGUUCUACAGAAUGGGGUUAAAUGACAAGGAAAUAGUUGCAUUAUCAGGGGCACACACUCUGGGGAGGUCCAGACCUGAACGCAGUGGUUGGGGCAAGCCAGAGACAAAGUAUACGAAAGACGGGCCAGGUGCACCAGGAGGACAGUCUUGGACAGCACAAUGGUUGAAGUUUGAUAAUUCCUACUUCAAGGAUAUCAAGGAAAAAAGGGAUGAAGAUCUACUAGUGUUGCCUACUGAUGCUGCUCUUUUUGAAGACCCAUCAUUCAAGGUAUUUGCUGAGAAGUAUGCUGAAGAUCAAGAAGCCUUCUUCAAGGACUAUGCUGAAGCUCAUGCUAAACUCAGCAAUUUAGGAGCCAAAUUUGAUCCUCCAGAGGGUAUUGUGAUCGAUGAUGGUGCACAACCUGUACCGGAAAAGUUUGUGGCAGCUAAAUACUCAUCUGGCAAGGACUAGAAAAAGAGUCAUGUUUUGUAGUGGCGUCUCUUUUAAUAAUACAAGAUGAAGCAAUUUCAAUUCCUGUCAAACUCACAUGUAAUAUAGUUGGAAGUCUUAAAUGAAGGAGAAAGGAAUAAAAAUUCAAUAGUAUUACCUAUGUGAAUUGCAGAGAGAGCUAUCAGACUCUAUGAAGCAGAAGAUCCGGGCAGAGUAUCAAGCUAUUGGUGGAAGCCCAGAUAAGCCUCUACAGACAAACUACUUUCUAAAUAUAAUAAUUGUAAUAUCUGUUUUGGCAAUUUUGACAUCACUAUUUGGAAACUAAGUUCUGGGUUUUCGUUUUUUACAAAUGGAAUUGUGUUGUUAUUUUACACUUCA